AUGGUGUCCAAACCAUCUUUCAGCAAGAGAGUGCUGUCGCAGAUCGCCAAGUUGUUCGACCCAGCAGGUUGGCUUGCUCCCGUGGUCAUUUGGGCCAAGAUUUUCAUGCAGGAAAUCUGGAAGCAAGAAAUCGGCUGGGACGACUCCUUACCGGCGGAUCUCACAGAGCAGUGGACCAGUUUUCUGCGAAAUUAUUCGCCCUUGCAGGACAUCCGCAUUCCCAGAUGGACCAAGUACACUCCCGGCGCAAAAUCCAAUUCCACGGUUUUGCGACGCCUCUCAGAGCGCCGGCUAAGACUAGAGUUGCACCUAUCAAGACGGUCUCUCUACCUCGUCUUGAGCUGUGCGGAGCUCUCCUGUUGGCAGUUAUCCGCCGCCCUCCUACCACACCUUCCCAACCCCGACGCUGAGACAUACCUGUGGACAGAUUCCACUAUAGUUCUGGCGUGGCUGGAUAAGCAGCCUUGCAAGACCACUUUCGUGGCUAACCGAGUGGCUAAGAUUCACUCGGUGUAUGUCACUUGGCAACAUGUUCGCUCCGAACACAAUCCAGCCGAUCUGACGAGCCGCGGUGUCUCGCCGCAAGAGCUAUUGGCCAGUCGCCUUUGGUGGCACGGGCCUGAAUGGCUGACGCACUCACCAGCGCAGUGGCCUUCACCAGUCAUUGGGCUCGAUACUGAUUUGGAGUGUCGAGCGGUGAAGGUCCAUGCAGCGCAAGUCCUGUGUGAGGACUUCCUCGACCGUUUCUCCAGGUUCGAUGGAGCGAUCCGAGUGUUUGCGUAUGUGCGAAGGUUUGCCCAGCGUUGCCGCCAUCCCAAGGUCUCGUUUCCAGAGACGCUCAGCUCUCAAGAGCUUGCAGAAGCUCAAGAGAGGCUGAUUGUACAGGCUCAGAAUCGGCUAUACACGGAAGAAGCGUCCACCUCCUUAUCGUACAACGAACGGCAUCCAAUAAUACUCCCGUUCGACUGCGUGUUUUCACGCCUCCUGGUUUCGUUCACGCAUCAAUUCUCCCUCCAUGGAGGCAACCAAUUGGUGAUGCGGCUGGUCCAAACCAAGUUCUGGAUUCCCAAGCUAAGGAACUUGGUGAAGACAGUAAUUGACUUCGCCGGUCCCUUCGACGUCAAGAGCUACGUCGGACGGGGCUGCAAGAUUACGAAGGGUUACGUAUGUGUCUUUGCGACCACGGAUCUGACAGCGGAGAAGUUCUUGGAAGCUUUUUCCCGAUUCGUGCCACGGCGUGGGUGCCCUCUUCACAUGUACUCUGACAACGGGAAGACGUUAGUCGGAGCCUCCUCCAUUCUCUCCAAAGAUUUUGUGGAGAGCACCCGCAACCUGAUUCUCACCACUCACAGCCAUCAAGGAGUCAAGAGUUUCAAGAAGCAUUUCUACAAAACGGUUUCCUCCGUUAAACAUACGUUCGAGGAACUUUCCACCCUCCUGUCCAAAAUCGAAGCGUGCCUCAAUUCGCGGCCUCUGUCUCCUAUGUCAGAGGAUGUGAGCGACUUGGUGGCACUUAUUCCCGGUCAUUUCCUGAUCGGGGGUCCACUACUCUCCAUGGCGGAGCCAGAGUCCAGAGAGGAUGUGGAGUCCAUCCGCAAUCGCUGGCAACGGCUCAAGGCUCUCCAUCAGCAUUUCUGUGUGCGAUGGAAGAACGAAUAUUUGAAGGAGUUGCAUAAGCGGAAUAAGUGGCAGUCACACUCACGCGACCUCCAGAUCGGUGACAUGGUGAUCAUCAGAGAGGAGAAUAUACCACCACAAGAAUGGCGCCUUGGGCGUGUGCUGACCGCUUGCCCGGGCGCCGAUGAAAGGGUCCGUGUGGUAGACAUCCAGACGGUGUGCCGCGGUGUCCAUGCACUGCGCAAGUGUCCACGGUUUGCCCAGCUGGCGCCAGAGAAGCGGCUCCGGGCAGUACUUGUCAAUGAGUACUAUCCCAACUGCUUGGCUCAUCAGCACUCCGGGGCACUUGCCGCAGUGGUGGACGGUGCAGGCAUUGUGGCGAAGACCACCACACCAUGCUGCACAUGCGGGAUCACAGCUCUAAGCAGCGGUUGGCGCGACAACCGAGGGGCCGACGCGACCAACCGGCACCCUCCAGACCAUCAUCAUCCCGGAUGA
Messenger RNA from Drosophila nasuta, 2115 nucleotides. RefSeq lists its product as uncharacterized. The transcript is spliced from 6 exons. The record is from RefSeq and is a predicted model, not a curated record. NCBI's taxonomy places the organism in Eukaryota, Metazoa, Arthropoda, Insecta, Diptera, Drosophilidae. Gene Ontology annotation, molecular function: nucleic acid binding. The coding region runs from base 1 to 2115 and encodes 704 amino acids.